AAAAAAUAUAUUUCUCUUUUCACCUUAGUUCUUUUCAGAAAAAAAAUCAAAAAUCAUGCCAUCCUCAAAUCCCGCUAGUGACAAAAAGAGAAAGUCUACUAAGGCCUCGUCUAAACAUUCUGACGACGAACCAGUCAAGUCCACCAAGAAAUCUUCUCACAAGUUACAAGACCAACCUAAACACAAGUCAACAAAGAAGUCUAAAAAGCCCAAGGAACCUGUCUCUGACAUCGAUAGUGACGAUGACGACAACAUCGAGGAGAACACCACUACCACUCAAAAAAUCACUCGUCAAACCACUAGAGACUCUGACUCUGAAGGUAGCAGAACUCAAGAAAACUCUGAAGAUGAUUCUGACAAUGAUUCUGGUGCCGACUCUGAUGCUCACUCUGACUCUGAAGACGGUUCUGAGGAAGACGAAAGAGAUAUCAAGGACAUUGCUAAUGAUGCUACCGAGCAAUUGCAAGGCAACAUCGAGAAAAUCGUUACUGGUGAUGACUCGGAUGAUAACGCACAGAGCGAUGCUGACGCAUUGACGACCAUGAACGCUAUUAUGGAGUACAACAAGACACUCAUUCAAAAGCUCGAAGCAUUGGAGGCAAGAAGUGGUGGCUUGAAGAAGGGAGAUAUUCAAAACUCUGUACACGAUACAAUGCAUGAAGUCUAUACCAAGUAUAAUAAGAAAGAAGAAUCUACUGGUACACACCAAUCUCAUGUGUUUGAACUCCCUGUUGGUGAUAUGAUGAAGGGCUAUGGUGCGUUCUCUACCUCUAUAACGGAUGAUAAGAAGGACAAGGAUGAGAAGAAGCAUACCGAUGAUGAAGCAUCCACUGUCAAGGAUGAUGACGAUAAAAUCCGUAUUGGCGAUGGAGUUAAAGAUGAUAUCGUUGUAAAGGUCGAGGCAACCAAAGGUGGAAUCACAUUCUCUAUUCAUAUCCCUCGCAAUUAGUCGUCAAUUUUUUUGAAAAAAAAAAAAAACUAUAUUUCUGUAUUUAAUGUAUCUUUUUCUGCCAUACUCUAUUCCUUAUUAUAAUAAAACCCAUGUCGUUUACUUGAA
This is a messenger RNA of Mucor mucedo, 1057 nucleotides long. RefSeq lists its product as uncharacterized. The transcript has a single exon. The record is from RefSeq and is a predicted model, not a curated record. The coding region runs from base 56 to 949 and encodes 297 amino acids. NCBI's taxonomy places the organism in Eukaryota, Fungi, Mucoromycota, Mucoromycetes, Mucorales, Mucoraceae.